Messenger RNA from Manduca sexta (tobacco hornworm), 3071 nucleotides. Its product is annotated as protein AAR2 homolog. The transcript is spliced from 6 exons. The coding region runs from base 97 to 1296 and encodes 399 amino acids. Gene Ontology annotation, biological process: spliceosomal tri-snRNP complex assembly. Lineage: Eukaryota; Metazoa; Arthropoda; Insecta; Lepidoptera; Sphingidae. The record is from RefSeq and is a predicted model, not a curated record.
CUCUUACACAGUCAUAACACGAAGUUAACGAAACACGCCGUGUUACAAGUUCGACAUUGUCGUAGAGAAUCAUGCCCCUGAAACAAUUGGAACAAAAUGGACCAAGAGACCGCGAAAAAGCUGCUUGUUGAAGGAGGGACGUUUGUCUUUCUCGGUGUCCCUCAGGAAACCCAGUUUGGCAUAGAUAUGCAAUGUUGGAAUACUGAUGAAGAUUUCCGUGGAAUAAAAAUGAUUCCGCCGGGUCUGCACUACAUACAUUAUUCUGCUGCUAAUAGUGGUACUGGAGAUGUUUCUUCAAGAUCUGGAUUCAUGCACUAUUUUCAUAAAAAAGAAUUCCUUGUAAAGAUGUGGGACAAGAAAAUGGAAGACAUAAGCAAGGAGGAGGUCAGCGAGGAAAGUAUUCAAAGGUUGAAGGACAACAUGUUCAACUUGGACAGACAUUUGGGUCCUUAUCCAUAUAAUAUAUGGCAGAAAUGGAAACUGCUCUCAUCACAAAUCACUGCUGAACUAGCUGCCAAACUAUCACCAGAGAGUGGCAUCAUCAGAGCAUCAGUGGAUCUCAUUUCCAUGUCGGAUGCAGAUAGGCCACGGGGAGUUAAAUCAGAAGAUAUCGUGAAAACCAAAGAUAACGAGUCCCCUACAAAAGAAGAGUCCAAAGAAGAGCCAAGUGCUGGACAAUCAGCAAAAAGACCCAGGAGAGUGACACGGGAGGAAAGGGAAGAUGCGAUGCUGCCAGAUUUGAAGCCUGCACCAGGCAUGUCUAUGAGAUUCACAGAAAUACCACGCGAUAAAUACCCACCAGGAUCGACACCAGAAGAAAUCACUAAGCAUUAUUUGGACCAAUCAUAUACAUUAGAGUUUAUGAUUGCGCAGCAUGAUGAACCUUUACACAUCAUAGGCGAGUUACAGUUUGCAUAUUUAUGUUUUCUUAUUGGACAUUCCCUAGAGGCAUUUGAGCACUGGAAGAACCUGGUCAUCCUAAUUUGCUCAUGCGAUGACGCCAUCCACAAAUACCGGAGCGUGUUCUUCCAUUUCAUAAGAACCAUUGAAAUACAAAUAGAAGAGAUGCCGGAAGGCUUUCUAGCUGACAUUGUCAUGAAUAAGAAUUUGGUGUACAAAAAACUAAGAGAAUUCUUCAGGACAGCUUAUGUGAGCAAAGUUGAUGGACGAUUGCUGACAAUGAUUGAGCGGUUUAAGGAAAACCUUACUGAGAAGCUGCAGUGGGAUUUCACAGGUCUUGAUACUGAUGAUGAUGACGAAAGGCCUGUGGUAGUAAAACUAGAUGAGGCUGAGUAAAUUAGAUAAAUUAACGAAACGAGUUGUUUAUUAGUGAGAAAAGAUUGACCAAACUGUAUUAUGCAGCAGUGGCCAAGGGUCCAUAUAACUCACUUCUUGCCGGAUUCCCUUCAAUAUUUUAUGUUAAAUCUAAUUACCGUUAGAACGAUUUGUAGACGACAGUUAUGUGAUCACAUAUUAGUACCUUUAUUAUGUUAUAUCGGUUUCCCUUUCAAAAAUUUCACCCCUCGCCACUGCUAGGCAAAGCAUGCUAAGUAUGAAGCAAAGCGAAAUCUAUGAAUUCCAUUUUAUAUGAAAAGCUACGGCUAUGUAAAAUAUACUAGGAUGAUUGCACCCAAUUUAUGAUCCAUGUCCUUCGUUUUUCAUAUAAAAUUAACCCCCUUAUUCAUAGACGUUUUUUAUCUAAGGACAGAUUGAAGCUGUAAGAACAAGUCUGUUCUUCACUGCUGACGGUAUAUUGAGAUACAAGAAUAUUAGCCAAUCACAACAGCCCUAUGGCUACGUACUGCGAAGGCUGCCAUGCCGUCAGCACUCAGCACUGAAGAACAUACUUGUUAUCACAGCUUAACUCUGUCCUUAGAUAAAAAAACGUAUAUGAAUAAAGGGGUAAGUGUCUAUAUGCCCUUUAAUAUGCUGUGAACGUGGCGAAUGUGGGCCUUUGUCCUUUAUAAAUAAAAUUACUAGUAAACAUCUCGUUUUAUUAAUUACUCUAGUGUAAUUUAGAUUUCAUUUAACUUGGAAUGUAUUAUGUGUCAUUUGUCCAAGGUAGAUGGUCAUAAUUGUAGUUGUGUACUGUGUACAUCCCUAUACAUCAAUUUUAUUCAUUAAAAUGCAGAUGUGAUUUGCAUCGCCCGCCGUCAAUAAUGAAAACAUUUUCUAUGCUUUGGUUCUUGGAAAUCAAACUUUUCCUUUCAAUUUCAAUGUAAAAUAAUAUACAUGUAUAAUUAAUUUACUUUAUUAUACCUUCAUACACACGCUUUACUCCUAUGAGGCUUUGAAAGCAGUCAAUGUUCAAUGACAUUUUUUUUUAAAUAAUAUGCAACUGACAAUUUUAUAAUGGGAAAAUCAGCAAUAAAAAUUCUUGUAUUACGAUUUUAUAUUUUUAUUCAGUACUUAUUGUACUAAAUUUCCUCUAUGGCUAAAAAUUCACUGCACAAUACAUACUCAGGGAGGUUAAAAAAAUAUAUAAUUUUAUAUACAUCUUUUAUAUACCUAUUGUAAGCAAAAAGGGAUUUAGGUGGAUGAUGGAUUGGUUGCAAAAUAUAAAAUUAAUUUAAAAAUACAAUCAGAAGUAUUUUGUCCACAAACAGUUAUAUAGAAGUGCCUUAAAUUAACAAAAAGCAGAGGGAUUUCAAAAAAUAUAUAUUGGUUCAUAAGGUCCAAUUGUGUAUGUAUUUUUGUGUUUCAUAUUUCUAAGUAUCAAAUAGAAUUUGCAAGGUGAAAGGAAAUUAAACUCAGGCUUGACUUCAAGAUAUUAUUUAAACCUUAAUUUUCAUUACAACAUAUGUUUAGGACUUUAAUUACUAUUCAAGUUUUUCUGAUAGUAUAUCAAUGAGAACUUCACUUCUCAAAAUGCUCCUCUCUACUUUAAGUCCUAUUUACCCCAGUAUACCCUAUAUUGUAUAAGUAAUAUUUGUGGAAUUGACAUCUGUGCGACCUCGUUGAUUGUGUUAGUGUACUCUAUUGUAGAUAUUUCUCUGUUUUAUAAAGGUUUUUGGUGUUAAGUAAUUUUAUUGGAUGAUUUAUCUCGAAGUCAAUAAAUGGUACCUGUAAAA